Molecule: messenger RNA, 1515 nt
Organism: Zasmidium cellare ATCC 36951
Lineage: Eukaryota; Fungi; Ascomycota; Dothideomycetes; Mycosphaerellales; Mycosphaerellaceae
Exons: 5
Coding region: 1-1515 (504 amino acids)
Biological process (GO): transmembrane transport
Cellular component (GO): membrane
Molecular function (GO): transmembrane transporter activity
Source: RefSeq, a predicted model, not a curated record
AUGGACACUUCUGAUAGAGUGCAGACCGCAGACAGGAAAGAGCCCUCCAUCAACAUUGAUGUCGAGAAUAACAAAACCGCAGACAUCUCCAGCAAAGCGUACGACAAUGAGACGUACAGCCCAGAAGAAGCCAAACGACUCAGAUGGAAACUCGAUCUACGCCUGAUCCCCAUUCUGGGAUUCAACAUCAUCCUCGCUGCGACUGACAAAGCCUGUACAUCCACUGGUGCACUGUAUGGCAUGAGAGAAGACACACAUUCGACGGGCAACAGAUACUCCUGGGUCGGCAGUGCCUUCUACUUUGGCUACCUUCUCUGGUCUCUUCCAGCCGGAAGUCUUCUUCAGAAACUGCCAAUUGCCAAGUUCAUUUCCGUUAUGUUCUUUGGCUUUGGGGUCGUUCUUAUCGCCACUGCCUGGGUGCGCAGCUUUCCGGUGUUCAUCUUCUUGCGUGUCCUGCUUGGUGCAAUGGAGGCCCCUAUCAUCCCUGGCGGCUACCUCAUUCUGAGCAUGUGGUAUACGCGGCAUGAGCAGUCGUUGAGAACGGGCUUCAUGUACACGAAUUGGUCGACAAUCAUCCUCAUUGGUCCGAUUGGAUAUGCUGUCGGCAGCAUUGCUGGUGGUCACCAAUGGCGUUGGUGGUUCAUCAUUCUCGGGUCUAUCUCAAUCGUUUGGUCCUGUGUCAUCGGACUCUUCCUUCCCGAUAACGUUGUACGUGCCAAGUUCAUUGGCGAGAGAGAAAAAGCGAUUGCUGUCGAACGAGUUCGAGGGGAUCAGCUUGGUAUGGAGAACAAGACGUUCAAAAGGGAGCAAGUGGUGGAGGCGCUACUUGACCCAAAGACUUGGCUCAUGUUCUUCUUCAACAUUUUCGUGAGCAUACCGAAUGGGGGAUUGACGAACUUCCAGUCUCUCAUCAUCAAAGGUCUUGGAUUUAGCUCUCGCAAGGCGGUCUUAUUGGGCAUGCCAGAGGGCGUAGUCGGCACCAUAUCGACAUACAGCUGCAGUCUCGCAGUGUGCUAUCUCACCAAACGCUGGCCUAACAAGCAGUCCCGAGUCGCCGUAAUCGUCAUCGGCGAGCUCAUUGGCAUGAUAGCGUCCAUCUUCCUGUACACGCUCCCACUUACUGAGGUUGGUGGCCGCUUGGCAUGCCUGUGGCUUGCGAAGUUCUUCCUAGGACCGUACAUCAUCAGCUUGUCGCUCAACGUCGCCAACAUCUCCGGGCAUACGAAGAAAAUUACGGUGCAAGCUCUGAUCUUCAUCGCUUACUGCGCAUCCAACAUCAUCGCUCCGCAGUUCUUCAUCGACUCGCGGGCUCCGCUGUACCCACUCGGCAUGGGUGCUAUCUUGGGGGCAUAUGUCCUGGCCAUCAUCACGAUCAUCCUCUAUGCAAUCUACUGCUUCUACGAGAAUCAAAGGCGAGACAGAAUCGACAGCACGAGAGGCGAGCGGGUACAUGUGGACACUGAUUUCAAAGAUCUUACAGAUAAGGAAAAUAUUCAUUUUAGAUACGUGUGGUAA